UUAUUAGUCUAGUUCGAGGAACUCAACUGGCAAGAUGUCGAGGUCUGGAAUAAUAUAUGUUCUUCUGCUGCAAGUGGUGCUUAACUCUGGCAAACCCCUGCCAGCAGGUGUCUACGAUCCGGAGGAGGCAGGUGGAUUUGUCGAGGGUGAUAUGAUGCUAACGGAGGAGCAACAAAGAAAUCUGGAGCAGGGUGCUCCCAAGGCUCGCAAUGGCCUUAUCAACACGGAAAAGAGAUGGCCUGGAAAUGUGGUGGUCUACAGGAUAUCAGAUGACUUUGACACGGCGCACAAGAAGGCCAUCCAAACUGGCAUCGAUACCUUGGAGCUGCACACUUGUUUGAGGUUUAGGGAAGCCACCGAUGAGGAUAAGGCCUAUUUGACGGUUACGGCCAAGUCUGGAGGAUGCUACACUGCCGUCGGCUACCAAGGUGCCCCGCAGGAAAUGAAUCUGGAAAUAUACCCGCUCGGCGAAGGCUGUUUCCGGCCCGGAACGAUCCUGCAUGAGUUUAUGCACGCCUUGGGAUUCUAUCACCAACAGAGCUCGUCCAUUCGAGAUGAUUUUAUAAACGUGAUCUACGAAAACAUAGUGCCGGGCAAGGAAUUCAAUUUCCAAAAGUAUGCCGACACAGUCGUGACCGAUUUCGAAGUUGGUUACGACUACGAUAGCUGUCUUCAUUAUCGACCAGGAGCCUUCUCUAUCAACGGCGAGGAUACUAUAGUUCCCCUAGAUUCCAGUGCGGUAAUUGGACAGCGAGUGGGUCUUAGCUCCAAGGACAUCGAUAAGAUCAACAUUAUGUACAAGUGCCCCAUUUUGCUGUGAUCCAAAAUCAGGUAGACUAUGUACUUGGUCAAUUGUGAUAUGUAUAUAUAUUUAUUCAUAUAUCAGCCACCGACUGACGCGAUUAGAUCGGUUUUAUUGAUCUACGCUGCCAUUGUCACCGCGGUCUGAACUAUUUAUAAAGAAGCGUAAAUUAAAGCCAUACCCCUUAAUGACAUUGUCUCAGAUAAUUUCUUAUCGGCAAAGUACAAAAUUCAGGCGGGGGAAGAAACUAUCAGUGUUUCAGGUUUUACUGCACGGAAAUACAGGCCCAAACCGCAUUUCGUGUGCCCAUGUGUCGAGGUCUAGUAAUUGCGUGCUGCUAAUGCGAUUUAUAUGCGAGAUGCAAAUGUCUAGCAAGCAUCUGCGCCCAGGGAAUGGAGGACACGUCCUGGCAGCUCCAGGACCUCGGCGCAGGCACUCAAUUCUCACAUUUUGACAGCGCUUGUUAGACCAUAAAUUCGAUUCUCGUUCGUUUCAACGACACGGUUUGCCCUCUUCCAUGCACCUCCCAUCCCGAACAUCCAGCAAUAUCUUCCUAUGCGCAUUGUUUCAUCCGAAAUUAAGAAAAGACCUCAGGAGCCGGUUGCGAGCAUGUUUGGGCAAAAUUACCAUAUACCAAGAGCAGCGGCAAAUUUUCAAAGGCUUAUGCAUCGCAAAAUUAGAAUUCACAAGAUGGUGAUCGAUGCAGUUUUAGACACAAUGUUUUUAAGACGAAAACUUUGAUAGCUU
This is a messenger RNA of Drosophila melanogaster (fruit fly), 1549 nucleotides long. RefSeq lists its product as uncharacterized. Gene Ontology annotation, molecular function: zinc ion binding; metalloendopeptidase activity; metallopeptidase activity. The transcript has a single exon. The record is from RefSeq and is marked reviewed. Lineage: Eukaryota; Metazoa; Arthropoda; Insecta; Diptera; Drosophilidae. Gene Ontology annotation, biological process: proteolysis. Bases 35 to 820 code for a protein of 261 amino acids.